AUAACAUGUUAAUCUUGGCUGGAAUGAAACUUAAAGACUUAUCAGAAUAAGCUUAAGAUCCUUAACCAAAUGUAAAGCAUUUAGAUGUUUCGGUAAGACUUUUUAUAACUUUAGAGUAAUCUCUUAAAAUCUGGAAAAGAAUUUAUUAUGUUUAUUCCUAAUUUAGAAACCUUAAUCAUAGAUAAUAAUUAUUUUUUCAGAUUAGAUGAUUUUCCUAUUUUACCUAAUUUAAUCACACUUAGUGCAAAUAAAAACAAUUUCAAUAAUUUUGAUAUGUAAUUAAAUAUAUAAUCAAAGGUUUAUCCAAUAAUGUAAAGAAAAGUUUCCUAAGUUAACACAUCUCAGUUUAAUUAAAAAUCCUAUAUGUCCUAUGUUUACAUAGGGAGAAGAAGAAUAUAUUCAGUAUUUAUAUAUUGUCAUCAAUAGAUAUCGAAUAAAACUCAUAAAAGAAUUACCUUAAUUAAAAAAUUUAGAUGGUACACCUGUUAAUCCACAAGAAGCAGAUCCUAAUUAUUGGAAAUAAAAAUAAUAAAUUUAAUAAUAGGAAAUAAAUAAUGUAUUAAAUUUCUAAUAUUGUUUGUAGAAUAUCAAUGAAUAAAAAAAAGGAACAAUUGAUUAUAAUACUAAAUAUUAAAAACCUGGUAGUAAAACAGUUAAAACUAAAAGUGAAGGAAAUAGAUUUGUGAAAAAUACACAUUUAUGA
Molecule: messenger RNA, 703 nt
Organism: Paramecium sonneborni
Lineage: Eukaryota; Ciliophora; Oligohymenophorea; Peniculida; Parameciidae
Source: the annotation of a GenBank genome assembly